Messenger RNA from Nanorana parkeri, 3202 nucleotides. It is a transcript of the gene EML3, whose product is annotated as echinoderm microtubule associated protein like 3. The transcript is spliced from 23 exons. The record is from RefSeq and is a predicted model, not a curated record. Gene Ontology annotation, cellular component: mitotic spindle. Lineage: Eukaryota; Metazoa; Chordata; Amphibia; Anura; Dicroglossidae. Gene Ontology annotation, molecular function: microtubule binding. Bases 1 to 2736 code for a protein of 911 amino acids. Gene Ontology annotation, biological process: microtubule cytoskeleton organization.
AUGGAGGAGGAUCAGUCUGCAGGUGAGUAUGUGUGCCCAACCACUGAGUGGGAGAAACGGUUGCAGACACAGGAGGAGGAGGUCAUGCUGCUGAAAUCAGUACUACGUGAUGUUUUACAACGACUUCAAAACUUGGAAAUUCACUCACAUCCUGGAAAUUCAUGCAAUUCCAGCUUCUCUGUGGUGCAGUCUGUAAAAGAUGCCAUUACACCAUCAAAUACCUGCAGCGAGCCUAAGAAAAAUGUGCAAGAGAUGACCUCUUUGCGUAUCACUGUUGGGACACAGACAGAGAUGCCUCUGGUAGAAGGGGAAUCCAAAGAAAGCUUAGACACAUUGGAUGGAAAUUUAUUAUGUGAGAAUCACUCAGUGAAUGGUGAAACAGCCGAUGUGAUCACAGACUUCGAGGAGGCACAAGUGGUGGAUAAGGUGUUCGAAAGCCCACCACCAGAAGAGGGAGGACCCUGUACAAAAAGCGUUUCAGCUCUAAGACAAAAUAAGAAGGAAUUGUUACGAAGAAACAGUUCUUCGGAUAAACUGGUCAGAGAAGCACGAGAUAAAAGCAAAAAGCUGGAAAAAAAAUCUGUCUCAUCUGCAAAUCUUAUUAAUGCUUCCGCCGGGUCUAGAAGAGGAAAUUAUAAUUUGGAGGGGGUCAGUGUUAAAGUUUUUCUCCGUGGUCGCCCAAUCACAAUGUAUAUCCCAUCCAACAUACAGAACCAUGAUGACCAGAAGCCGGAACUUCCAAGUGAGAAGCUCCAGUUGGAAUGGGUCUAUGGUUGUCGUGGACGUGAUUCUCGAUGCACCCUGCGUAUGCUGAAGUCUGGAGAGGUGCUCUACUUUACUGCCUGUGUUAUUGUCAUGUGUGAUGUACACCGUGGAACCCAACGCCAUUUUCUGAGGCACACAGACUGUGUACGCUGUUUAGCUGUUCACCCGGAUGGGGUCAGAGUGGCCUCUGGACAAACAGCUGGUGUAGACAAGGAUGGUAAGCCUCUGGUGUUUAUAUGGGAUUCUUCAACACUCCAGAUACUGCAUCAGAUUGGUCUUGGUUUCUUUGAGAGGGGCGUAGGCUGUCUUGCCUUUUCCAUACAGGACUCAGGCUCAUACCUCUGUGUUGUAGAUGACUGUAAUGAACAUAUAUUGUCCAUCUGGGACACAGCCAAAGGAAAUAAAAUUGCAGAAACAAAGUGUACAAACGAACCAGUUCUUUGCGUGGCCUUCAAUCCAGUGGACAGCAAUUAUAUUGUCACCGUGGGCAAGUCUCACAUUCACUUCUGGACCUGGAGUGGGACGUCGCUUACAAAGAAACAGGGGAUUUUUGGGAAGUAUAAGAAGCCUCGUUAUGUGCAGUGUUUACUAUUUGAUCGAACUGAUGUCCUCACAGGAGAUUCAGAGGGACAGAUAUUGACCUGGGGAAGAAGCGCAGCCGAUACAAGGACUUUAGGAAAAGGUGCAAAAGACACAUACCAGAUAUUACGCCACACACGUGCCCAUGAUGGUAGUGUAUCUUCACUUACUGCUCUCAGAGGGGGAUUUGUCCUUAGUUCAGGAGGGAAGGACAAACGUUUGGUGCUAUGGAGUGACACAUUGACCCAACUCAAAGAAUGUGAGAUUUCUGAGCAGUUUGGAGCAGUUCGUUCCAUUGCUGAAGGCGUGAAUGGUGAAUUAUUGGUCGGUACAACAAAGAAUGCUCUUCUGAAAGGCUCAUUAGAGCAUGGAUUUACUCCUGUUAUACAGGGGCACACAGAUGAACUGUGGGGAUUGGCUACACACCCCACUCAGAAUAUCUUCAUGACCACUGGACAUGACAAGCAGUUGUGCAUAUGGAAUGGUAGUAGUCACACACUAAGCUGGGCUUGCAUUCUGGAGGAUACUGGUUUGUGUGCAGAUUUCCACCCUAAUGGAAGAGAAGCUUGUGUGGGCCUGAGCACAGGAAAGUGGCUGGUUUUGGACAUGCACUCUCACAGUGUUAUGUCUGUGCACUCUGAUGGGAAUGAACAGUUCUCUGUGGUCAGGUAUUCACCAGAUGGGAGUUACCUGGCUAUUGGAUCCCAUGACAAUGUCAUCUACAUAUACAGCACAGGAAACAAAGACCGCAAGGGUGAUUAUUCAAGAGACAGCUCAUUGGAAGAGAAAGAUAGCUCUCAGGAGGAGGGAGAAAGCCUGAAAGGAGAUGGGGAUAACAGUGUGUCUGACAGGGUACAGCGGUACAUGCGAUAUGGAAAAUGCAUGGGUCAUUCUAGCUUCAUAACACAUUUGGACUGGUCAAAGGAUGGGAAAUAUAUCAUGUCAAACUCUGGUGACUAUGAGAUUCUGUACUGGGAUAUUGCUGGUGGCUGUAAGCUUCUCCGGAACAGAUUUGAGAGCAGAGACCGUGAGUGGGCAACUUACACUUGUGUCCUGGGUUACCAUGUUUUUGGUGUAUGGCCGGAGGGGUCUGAUGGGACAGAUAUCAAUGCACUUGCUCGCUCUCGAGAUAUGACCAUGAUCUCUGUUGCUGAUGAUUUCUGUAAGGUUCACCUCUUCCGAUAUCCAUGCAAUAAACCAAAGGCUCCAAGCCAUGUGUAUUCCGGACAUGGGAGUCAUGUAACCAACGUUCGCUUCAAUCAUGAUGACACUUGCCUCAUCUCAUUGGGUGGAAAGGAUGCAAGUAUUUUUCAAUGGAGAGUUGUGAGGGGAGCCAACCUGUCUCGCAGCCAGUCACUGUCCUCAGCCUCAUCACUGGAAAUUGCCUCUUGAGUUGGAUUUUCAAUCAGAGGACUUUUCUGUCAGAUACCCCAGCUAACAAAGAGCCAGAUCCCAUUAUACUCAACCAAUAUUUUGCCUUUUAUGUUUUUCUCUAUUGAGCUCCAGCUAACUGACAUGCAACAAAAGAUAUCUGAGCCAGUCUUAAGUGAAGAUGCAGCUUAUUUCAAUAUUAUUAGUAUAGCUAACCUUUGCAGAAGAAUAUUCCCAGUAAUAGCACGGUACAGAGAAAUGUGAAGUUUGUCAUAGUAAACUCAGCGCUGCCAUGGACGGACCAUUAUGUUGAGUACAGUAUGUUCUGUAACAGUGAAAUGCUUGAAAGGUGCCAGAUAAUCCUUCCCAGAAAUCUAUCCAAAAUGCUGAACUCCUCGCCAGGAAUUGAACACCUCUAGACAAAAACUACUGAAAAAAGAGCCACAUAAAUAUUGUAGCACAAAAAGUUCUGAUACAGUACAAGCUA